UUUGCGCGGGCCCGCGAGGUGGUUUGCGCGUGCGCAGCAGCUCUCAUUCGGCGCCGUCUUGCUCCGCGGCGGCUCGCGCGUCGUGGGGAUUUUUCUCCAGUAGGCGGCGCGGCCGCGUUGCUCUUGAAGACAGUCUCCAGAGAUUUGUUAGAGGGCAUUCUCAAGAUUCAGCUGAGUUACGAGACCUGAGUUCGGUUCUACAGAGGAAUCUCUUCUGACAGUCCUCCGGCCGCCACCGGCAGGGAGAAGCAAAGGCCACAGAACGGCGAGGAGCCAAUCAGAUCGCACCAAAGCUGGAGAAAAUGAGGCAGCUGCGGGUGCUUUAGAGCACUGCCAGAAGACCCGAGUUCGGGUCUCAGCGUAGACGUGGGGCCGCUCCCCAGCGUAGGUAACUGACUCCUUUGGCUUCUGCGGGCACCUGCUCUCAAGCGCACAUCCCCACUUGCAGAUACACACACCUACACGUGCUGGUAAUGGAGCUUGGGGCCUUUGAUGUGCUAAGCGAGCCCAGCUAAAAUUCUUGGUAUGUACUAUGUUCUCUUUUACAGAGAAGGAAAGAGGUGUCAAGCCCUAAAGUCACUUGAGGAACAGGCAGAGAUGGCAAAGCAUGGUUGGAACCUAGAUCUGUCUGUGCUCCUGGUACAGGGACAUACACUACCACACUUCACAACAGCUACAGUGUUUGUUAAGUAAACUUUUUAUUAGAGUAGAAAUAAGCAAAAGUCUGCACAAACUGUAGAGAACGAUCUAUGAUAGCUGUGAUACUGGCUAGCAGGUGGGUUCCUUUCCUCCGUCAGUUGAAGAAUUAAAAAGCAGGAAAAGAGUUCCACACAAAGUAAAAGUCAAGUUUAUUGGCAAGCAAUGCAGAUACGGAGGGAGGGCGACCUCUGACCGUUAAGGGAGGUUGGGGUUUUAUUUGGGUUUACGGUGUCCCACCUGGUGACUGCCGCUCCUUUCUUCCAUUGAGCUAAUGAUGUUUAUGUGUCCCUUCGGUAAGCAGGCCUUUGUCUUGGUCUACGAGCACGGAAAUAACUGAAUUGUUGAUUGGCUAAGGUAAGAGUGGGCACCCCAGUGUUCUCUCCUUUUUGUGGUGUAACAGGUAUGGAGAGGCCCACAAUAUAUGGGGGAAAGUGGUAUAUGUUUCAGAGAAAUGGAAACUUACUGCUGGGUGCAAACCCUACCAAGAAUUGGAAACUCUAUUUUUGGAGGGGAAAAAAAUUAAAAACUAUUGGGCCCAGGGCCUUAUCCUGUUUUUCAGUCCAUAUAUGUGGGUGUAUAUAAAUAGCUAUAUAUGUAUAUAUAUCAAAAGAAAAAUAGCAAAUAGCAGAUAAUGAAACAUCAUCAAAUUGUGAGUUUAUAACAUUCAGCGGAGAUGACUAGAGAUGCCCCAUCAAGGCAGCUGGAAUCCCCACUGGAAAGCCCCGGGUGGGGCAGAGUAUCCUCUUGGUGGAGGCUUCCAAGAAGAACAAACGCAUACAGAUAACAUCAUCAGAUUGGGCACUUACAGUCAGUCAUCCAUCAAAAAUGAUUCGGGAAGCCCCGUUGAGGCAGCCAGGCUCACUUGGCUGGAACAGAGUACCCUCUCAGGCGAGGCUUCCAAGGAAAAGAACAAAUGCUUGCAGCAGGUAGAUAACAUCAAAGCUGGUGCCUCCAGUCGCCUGGCAGAAACCACCUCUGCUUGGCUGAGAGUUCCAGCUGGGUAGGGGACUCUCACCACGGCUGAGCUUGGGCUCCCGUUUCCCACUUCAGCCAUUUUUAUACCACUGGGUAAACAGCGGCAGCCUCUGGUGCAAGUGUGUGCCUUCCCGCCGUGCACAAGGACACAAGGGUUUGCUGCUGCUGUUGCUUUACAUUUUUUAUUCUGGGGGUGGGAUGCCCAUACUAGAACUUGCAGAUCAGUUCUUGCCUCCUGCCAUCUAAGUCCUGGAAAUCAAACUCGGCCAAGCACCUUUACCCACUAAGCCACUUCACUGGCCCACACACAUUGUGUUUAUAAUUUUAUUUUUAUUUAUGUGUAUGUGUGUGCACCAUGUGCACAUAGAAGCCCUUGGAGGUCAGAAGAGGCGAUGGAAACCCUGGAACUAGAGUUGCAGGCAGUUGUGAAUCACUGAGUGGUGCCAGGAAUUGAACCCAGGUCCUCUGAAAGAGCAGAAAGUGCUCUUAACCACUGAGUCAUCUCUCCAGUCCCCCUCCUGGACACAGUGGUUGUAAGCACACUUAGCUUCUUGCUGUUUUCCUUUCUCCUAGUUAUAGAGUUAGAGGGAUCAGCCUUCCCUCAGACAGGGCUUUGCGGAAGACAGAUUGAGACAAACAUGUUUGGGUCUGGAAUGGAGGGCCCACUCCACUUGUGGGUCCACUUAAUGCGCUCCCAUAGCACAUGACAGUUCACCAAUACAAUGCACACUGCACUGCAGAGCUGUUACCCAGAUCGAUCAACCAAACACAACGCUCCCAGGGCACCCCAUACUCCCUUUGCGCCCAGUAAAAGGAUUCACUCAUACUGACAAAGAUGUCAUUGAAUUUGAAUUUUGAAUUUUCUCCAGACCUGUACAGUAUAGUGUGUUUACCUUUUUAUAAACUUAUCAUUAUAUUGGUAAGAUUCUGUUAUGUGUAAAAAAUAGUUUUCAUUUUUGAAUGAUUUCCACUGGGGAAUAUCCAAAUAUGUUUCUUUCAGUAAACAUAUACAUUUAUUUGGGGACUAUACCCAAGAGUGGAAUUGGUGGCUGAGGGAAUGGCUCAGUCAGUAAAACACAAGCAUGAAGACCUAAGUUUGUUCCUCGGAACCCAUGUACUCCCUGUGCUGAGGAGAUGGAGAAGGGAGAAUUCUAGCUCCUGUGUAGCCUAAUUAGUGCACCCAGGCUGAUAAGAGACUUAAAGGAGGCAGAUGGCAUUCCUGAGGAUGACACCAGGGUUGUCCUUCAGCCUCCCCAUGACCAUGCACCAUGAACAUGUUCACAGACAUGGAAAUGAGCUUUUGUAACUGAGCGGAAUUGGAGGCCAUAGGGGCAAAGUGUAGCUGGAGAGUUUUUUCUCCGGGUCCCGCCAAGUCACAGCAGUCCCGUAGCCCACUUGUAAAAUAAACAUAAAGACGCUUAUAUUAUUUAAACUGCUUGGCCAUUAGCUCAGGCCUAUCAUUGUCUAGCUCUUACUCUUAUGUUCAGCCCAUUUCUAUUAAUCUAUACUUUGCCACGUGGCUCGUGGCUUACCGGCAUCUUCAUGUGCUGUUUGUCAUGGCGGUAGCUAGCAGUGUCUCUCUGCCUCAGCCUUCCACUUCCCAGAAUUCUCCACUCUUUGUCCCGCCUAUACUUCCCGCCAGCUACUGACCAAUCAGCAUUUUAUUUAUACAGACUGAUAUCCACAGCACUGCCACAGCAAAGAAUAUGUUUAGCUUAGUUGCCAUACCAGGAACCAGUUUGUACACAUUGACCAGAAUAUUUUCCUACCCAGCAUGCAUAUUGGGGAUUGUUACACCAAACACUGUAUGCUUACUUUCGGCCAGACAAAUUCCAACCCAUGAUCUGCUGAUUUCAUCAACAUUUACAGAUGAGAAAACUAGAGUGCAGUGAGAAUCACUUCUGCUGUUCACAGAGAGAACCAAUAUGUAGCAGGCUUUCUUUGGGCUGCCAACCAGCUCCCAAACCUUGACACAGAGACUUAAUAUUAGUUAUGAAUGCUUGGCCUUAUCUUAUGCUUGUUCCACUAGCUCUUAUAACUUAAUUUAACCUAUUUCUCCUCAUGUACAUUUUGCCUCAGCCCCUUUUACCUUUCUUUCAUUCUGUAUGUCCUACUCUGUGUCUGUCUGUCUGGCAGCUGCCUGCCUGGCUGACCCCGGGUGUCUCCCUCUCUACCUCGUGUUCUCUCUCAAGCCUAGAUUCUUCCUCCUUAUUCUUUCUGUCUGCCAGCCCCGCCUAUCCCUCUACUGCCUAGCUGUUGACCAUUCAGCUUUUUAUUAGACCAAUCAGGAGCCUUAGGCAGGCAAGGUAAAACAGUAACACAUCUCUACAUAAUUAAACAAAUGCAGCAUAAACAAAUGCAACACAUCUCUACAUAGUUAAACAAAUGUAGCAUAAACAAAUGCAACACACCUUUACAUAGUUAAAUAUUCCACAACACCAGUGGUUCCUGCUCAGUGCCAGCUCUAUGCUCAGAAACUCAGAGUUUAGUCACACCUGGCCCAGCCUCUCUGUUUACAGUCCAAACAUUUUUAAUUUUCCUCAAAGGGAAAACAACAAGAAAAGAAUGGACAACUUUUUAAUUCUACCUUUCACCUUAUAUCUACUAGACAUUCCAUAACCUUACAUCUUAAAAUCUAUGACUUCAAAUCCAUGAUCCGCCCUUUGUUUCUAGUCACUCCAGUUUCCAAGCACUAUGCCCAGUUCUGUGUGGUCCUUGACCAGCACUGUUGUGGCAUAUCCACCAGAGAAGACUGUUUGGAUAUGAGUUUAAGCCAAUAAAGUCUUUACACUGGGUGUUUAAGAUCUCAGUGUAGCACUGGACCUUUCUCAGGGUGAGCUUCUAAGCACAAAGCCAUAUCCUGGUUGACAUACUUCAGUUAACAAGAAGAGUUAGCCAGAAGCAGAACUCAGAGCCCCAAAAGCAGGGUUAGUACAUUUAGAGACUUUCCCAGAGCCAUGGACUUUGAUGGAUUAGGUCUAGGUUUUUGUUGGCUGGUGGUACUGUCUGUGUGCUGAGUUUUACAGCCUGAAUGGCACUUCCAUCAUGGAGUCAGUUGUGUUAACUCAUUUUCUUAUCUUCCACAGCAGCCUUAGAAAGUUGAUGGCAGAAAUAAGAAGUAGUUGUGCAAUUUGUUUCAGUUUUGGUUUUUGAGAUCACUCUCUAUAGCUGUUGACUGGCUUGGAACUCACUCUUCAGACCAGGCUGGCCUCGAACUCAGAGAUCCACCUGCCUCUGUCUCCUGAGUGCUGAGGUUAAAGGUCCUGCAUGAGAAACCAGGCUCUGGAAGUGAAGUUACUUGCCAUGCACUCAGCAAGAAAUCACAGAGAUGGCAUUAAAGUCAGAGUCCAGAGUUGUAACAUCGUCGAUAGUUAUCAUUGAUGUGUUGAACAUCUUAUACAGGUGAGAAACCCGGGAGACCUCGAUGGACUUGGGGAACCCAGGAUCUCAACAUGCUGCUCUCCAGCUGUCUCCAUAAGGACGACGCCCUCCCAGGACUGAAUUGAUCCAUAAGCUCCCAGGGUGUAGCCGCCAGCUGUUCUCACACCCUCUCAGAACACGGGCUGCAGACUCAUCCUCCACCCUUGGCAGGUCUUCAGGGCUCCCCAUUCCACCUGGUCUGAGAGCAUCCUCCUCCUCCUCCAGGAAGUUGGCAUCAUGGGCUUGUCAGGUGACCCAGGGUGUGGCCGAAGGAGCCAGGAAUCUCCACUAUAUAGCCUAGCUUUCAAUCUGGUCCUGCAGCUCCGGGACCGGCAGGCAUGGGAUCCCUGUGGAGCUGGUGGGCCCUCUGGGCCGGAGCAACGCUCCUGUGGGGGUUGACCCAGGAGGCCACAGUGAACUCCAGGAACACUGGUGGGGAAGAAUUCCUCACGGCCUUCCUGCAGAAUUACCAGCCGGGGUACAGCACGGCCUCUCUCCACCUCUUCAUCUCCAGUCUGUCAGAGAGCAUCGCCUCUGUCACCAUCCUCAGCCAGGCGGAUGACACCUCACAGAAGGUCACAGUGAAGCCUGGGGAGUCAGUCAUGGUCAACAUCAAUGCCAAAGCAGAGAUGACUGGCAGCAGCACUUUCCGGCAUGCAGUAGUGGUCCACUCUGACCACCCCAUCUCUGUGCAGGCAUUAAAUGCUAAGCCUAGAACAGCGGAGCUAACCUUGCUCUGGCCUGUUGGAGCCCUGGGCACAGAGUACUUUGUGCUCACACCCCCUGGCAUCUCUGCCCAAUAUGUGAAGGAGUUUGCUGUGGUGGCUGGCAGAGCAGGUGCCUCAGUUACUAUCAGCUUGAAGGCAGGAGUGACAUUCCAUGGCACUUUCCAUCCAGCUGGUAGUAUAUUAACUGUGACUCUGCAGCCUUAUGAAGUAGCCCAGUUACAGAGCACAGCAGAUCUCUCCGGAUCAAGGGUCACAGCCAGUAGUCCAGUGGCUGUUCUUUCUGGCCACAGUUGUGUCCAGAAACACACGAACUGCAACCAUGUGGUGGAGCAACUGCUACCCACAUCUGCCUGGGGAACCCACUAUGUGGUCCCCCCUCUGACCUCCCAGUCCCGCUAUGAUCUAGCCUAUGUUGUAGCCAGCCAGACCACAAAACUGACAUACAACCAUGGGGGCACCAUUGGUUCCCGGGGCCUCCAAAUGGGUGAUGUAGCUGAGUUCGAGAUCCGGCCAACCCGGCCACUCUACCUGUCUGCAGAUGUGGGCAUCCAGGUUGUACUUUUUGGUACAGGGGCCAUAAAGGACCAAGUGACCUAUGACCCUUACCUGGUCCUGAUCCCAGAUGUGGCAGCCUACUGCCCUGCCUAUGUGAUCAAGAGUAUGCCAGGCACUGAGGGUGUGGCCCUGGUGGUCGCACAGACAAAGGCUACCAGGGAGCUAACCAUGGAUGGGCAGGCAUUGGGAGCCAAACUCACCUGGGUGGCUGUGCCGGGCAGUGAGUUCUCCUAUGCAGAAGUGGACCUUGGCACUGCUGACGAGAUGCACACAGCUGAGGCUUCCACCAGCUUUGGGCUGCUCACCUUCGGGCUGGCCCAGGCUGUGGGCUAUGGGACAGGAGCUGCCUGUGGACAGACUCGGCUCUCCCCAGCAGAGGCUUCCUGCCAAGGCAUUCAGUGUACAUCCGGGCAGCGCUGCCAGAUGGUGAGUGGGAAGGCCAGGUGUGUGGCAGAGUCCACAGCUGUCUGCCGCGCCCAGGGUGAUCCCCAUUAUACCACCUUCGAUGGCCGUCGCUAUGACAUGAUGGGCACCUGCUCCUACACCAUGGCUGAGCUGAGUGGAGAGGAUGAGACCCUGCCCGCCUUCAGUGUGGAGGCCAAGAAUGAGCACCGUGGCAGCCGGCAAGUCUCCUACGUGGGCUUGGUCACAGUCUACGCCUACAGCCACUCGGUGUCGCUGGUUCGUGGGGAAACUGGCUUCGCCCGGAUCGACAAUCAGCGCUCCCGUCUCCCUGCCUCCCUGAGUGAGGGUCGCCUGCGUGUGUACCAGAGUGGAACACGAGGUGUUAUAGAGCUGGACUUUGGGCUGGUGGUCACCUAUGACUGGGAUUGCCAGCUGACAGUAAGCCUACCCAAGCGCUUCCAAAACCAGGUGUGGGGGCUGUGUGGCAACUAUAAUGGAGACCCUGCUGACGACUUCCUCACACCUGACGGGGAACAGGCUCCGGAUGCCUUGGAAUUUGCAAAUAGCUGGAAGCUGGAUGAUGGGGACUACCUGUGUGAUGAUGGCUGCCACACUACUUGUCCCUCCUGCACUGCAGGCCAGACCCAGCACUAUAAGGGAGACCGUCUCUGUGGCAUGCUAACUCUGUCCACAGGCCCCUUCUCUGCCUGCCACGAAUUCCUGGACCCCAAGCCUUUCCUGGAGGACUGUGUGUUUGACCUCUGUGUGACUGGAGGGGAACGCCUCAGCCUGUGCCGGAGCCUUAGCGCCUAUGCCCAGGCCUGUGCAGAACUGGGUGUCUCUGUUGGGAACUGGAGGUCACCAACCAAUUGCCCCCUGUCCUGUCCAGCCAACAGCUGCUAUGAUCCCUGCAGCCCUGCCUGUCCAGCCUCCUGCAACUCAGAAGCUGCACCGACCAACUGCUCUGAGCGCCCUUGUGUGGAGGGCUGCGUGUGCCUUCCAGGCUUUGUGGCUAGUGGUGGUGACUGUGUGCCUGUGUCAUCCUGUGGCUGCACCUUCCAGGGCCGCCCCCUGGCCCCUGGUCAGGAAGUGUUUGCUGAUGACCUGUGUCGGCAACGCUGCACCUGUGAUGCAGCCACCCAGAAGGUGAUCUGCAGGGACACAUCAGGAUGCCCUUCUGGGGAGCGCUGCCGCGUGCUGAACGGCCUCCUGGGUUGCUACCCAGACAACUUUGCCAGCUGCCAGGCAUCGGGAGACCCGCACUACGUGAGCUUUGAUGGAAGACGCUUUGACUUUAUGGGGACCUGCACGUACCUGCUGGUGGGCUCGUGCGGCCAGGAUGCCGCGCUGCCUGACUUUAAGGUGCUGGUGGAGAAUGAACAUCGAGGAAGUCAGACUGUGAGCUACACGAGAGCUGUGCGUGUGGUGGCCCGUGGUGUCGAGGUGGCGGUGCGCAGGGAGUACCCCGGAAGAGUGCUGGUGGAUGGCAUCCUUCAGUACCUGCCCUUCCAGGCUGCAGGCGGGCAAGUUCAGGUGUUCCGCCAGGGCAAUGAUGCUGUCGUGCGCACAGACUUUGGCUUGACUGUUACCUUCAAUUGGGAUGCUCAUGUGACUGCCAAGGUGCCCAGUAGCUAUGCUAAAGCUGUGUGUGGGCUCUGUGGGAACUUUAAUGGGGACCCAUCUGAUGACCUGGCUCUGAGGGGUGGAGGCCAAGCUACCAGCGCACUGGACUUCGGAAACAGCUGGCAGGAGGAGAUAAUACCUGGCUGUGCAGCAACUGAUCCUGGUGACUGUCCCCAGUUGGACUCCCUUGUGGCCCAGCAACAACAAAGCAAAAAAGAAUGUGGGAUCCUUGCUGAUCCUGAGGGUCCCUUCAGGGAAUGUCACAAGUUGCUGAACCCCCAGGGUGCUCUACGUGACUGUGUCUAUGACCUCUGCCUGCUGCCCGGUCAGCCCAAGCCACUGUGUGAUGCCCUGGCUGCAUAUGCUGCUGCAUGCCAGGCUGCUGGGGGCACUGUGCAUCCCUGGAGGAGUGAGACGCUUUGCCCACUGACCUGCCCACCUAACAGCCACUACGAGCCAUGUUCCUACGGAUGCCCGCUGUCCUGUGGAGACCUGCCAGUGUCCCAAGGCUGUGGCACAGAAUGCCGAGAGAGCUGUGUUUGUGAUGAGGGCUUUGCCCUCAGUGGUGAGUCUUGUGUGCCUCUGGCCUCCUGCGGCUGUGUACACCAGGGCACCUACCACCCACCAGGAGAAACCUUCUACCCUGGACCUGGAUGCGAUUCUCUUUGCCACUGCCAGGAAGGUGGCCUGGUUUCCUGUGAGCCCUCAUCCUGUGGCCCACAUGAGGCUUGCCAACCAUCCAAUGGAGUCCUGGGCUGUGUGGCUGUGGGCACUACCACCUGCCAGGCUUCAGGAGAUCCUCAUUACAUCACCUUUGACGGCCGCCGCUUUGACUUCAUGGGCACUUGUGUGUAUGUGCUAGCGCAGACUUGUGGAACCCGGCCCGGCCUACACGAGUUCACUGUCCUGCAGGAGAAUGAGGCCUGGGGCAAUGGGCAAGUCAGUGUGACCAAGGCCAUCACAGUCCUGGUGGCCAACCACACCCUGCGACUGGAGCAGAAUCAGUGGAAGGUCAAGGUGAACGGCGUGGACAUGAAGAUGCCUGUGGUGCUGGAUGGGGGCAAGAUCCGUGUCUCUCAACAUGGGUCUGAUGUUGUGAUUCAAACUGAUUUUGGCCUGCGUGUGGUCUAUGACCUCUCGUACUAUGUGCGGGUCACCAUCCCAGGCAACUACUACCAGCAGAUGUGUGGCCUGUGUGGGGACUACAAUGGGGACUCCAAGGAUGACUUCCAGAAGCCAGAUGGCUCACAGGCAGCCAGCCCGAGUGACUUCGGUAACUCCUGGGAGGAGGCUGUGCCCGACUCGCCCUGUGCGCCAGUGCCUCCCUGCACAGGAGACAGCUGUGGUGCUGAAUGCAGCCCUGAGCUGGAGGACAAGUAUCACGGGGUGCAGUUCUGCGGGCUGCUCACCAGCUCCACAGGGCCACUGGCUGCCUGCCACAAGCUGCUAGACCCCCAGGGUCCCUUGGAAGAGUGUGUCUUUGAUCUCUGCCUGGGUGGCGGGAACCUGAGCAUUCUCUGCAACAACAUCCAUGCCUACGUGAGCGCCUGCCAGGCAGCUGGGGGGAAAGUCGAGCCAUGGAGGACUGAAACUUUCUGUCCAAUGGAGUGCCCCCCUCACAGCCACUAUGAGGUCUGUGCAGACACCUGUUCCCUGGGCUGCUGGGCUCUCAAUACCCCACAGCAGUGCCCAGAAGUGUGUGCUGAGGGCUGUGAGUGUGACUCCGGCUUUCUGUACAAUGGCAAAGCCUGUGUGCCCAUCCAGGAAUGUGGCUGCUACCACAAUGGGGUCUACUAUGAGCCAGAGGAGUCAGUUCUCAUUGAAAAUUGCCAGCAGCAGUGUGUGUGCCACUCAGGAGAAGGCAUGGUGUGCCAGGAUCACAGCUGCAAGCCAGGACAGGUGUGCGAGCCCUCAGGAGGCAUCCUGACCUGCGUCACCAAAGACCCAUGCCAUGGUAUCACUUGCCGGCCACAGGAGACCUGCAAGGAUCAAGGCGGUCAGGGCGUGUGUGUGCCCAACUACAAUUCUACAUGUUGGCUGUGGGGUGACCCUCACUACCACUCCUUCGAUGGUUGGAACUUUGACUUCCAGGGAACCUGCAGCUACCUGCUGGCAGGAACUGUCUGUCCUGGGGUCAAUGCUGAGGGCCUGACUCCCUUUACUGUCACAACCAAGAAUGAGAACCGGGGCAACCCUUCUGUGUCCUAUGUGAGACUGGUUACUGUGACCGCCCUCAAUGUCAACAUUUCCAUCCACAAGAAUGAGAUUGGCAAAGUCCGGGUGAAUGGAGUUCUGAAGGCCUUGCCUGUCUACCUGGCUGGUGGGCAGAUUUCAGUGGUUCAUGGAGGCUCCAAGGCUGUGCUGGUGACUGACUUCGGGCUUCAGGUCACCUACGACUGGAAUUGGAGGGUAGAGGUCACGCUGCCCAGUAGCUACCAUGGUGCAGUGUGUGGGCUCUGUGGAAACAUGGACAAAAACCCCCAAAAUGACCAAGUCUUCCCUAACGGCACAGUGGCACCCUCAAUACCCACCUGGGGUGGCAGCUGGCAGACUCCAGGGUGGGACCCUCUUUGCUGGAAUGAAUGUCAGGGCUCCUGUCCAAUGUGCCCAGAGGACCAAGUGGAGAAGUAUGAGGGUCCUGGCUACUGUGGACCUCUGGCUCCUGGCACAGGGGGUCCCUUCGCCAGCUGCCAUGCCCAUGUGCCUCCUGAAAGUUUCUUCAAGGGCUGUGUGCUGGAUGUCUGUCUGGGUGGUGGCAUCAAAGACAUACUUUGCCAGGCACUGGCUGCCUAUGCUGCUGCCUGCCAGGCUGCUGGCAUCGAAAUCAAGGACUGGAGGACUCAGGCAGGCUGUGAGAUCGCCUGUCCUGACAACAGCCACUAUGAGCUCUGUGGCCCACCCUGCCCAGCCAGCUGCCCACCCCCUGCACGCCACACAACCCCAGCUGCGUGUGACGGGCCCUGUGUGGAGGGGUGCCAGUGUGACCAGGGCUUUGUGUUGAGUGCUGAGCAGUGUGUUCCGCUGGACGGUGGCUGUGGCUGCUGGGUCAAUGGCACAUACCAUGAACCAGGCACUGAGUUUUGGACUGAUGCCACCUGCUCUAAGAGGUGUCACUGUGGACCUGGAGGUGAAUCCCUGGUCUGCACAUCUGCCAGCUGUGGGCUGGGUGAAGAAUGUGCCUUGUUGCCCUCUGGCCAGCUCGGCUGCCAGCCUACAAGCACAGCUGAGUGCCAAGCCUGGGGUGAUCCCCAUUACAUCACUCUAGAUGGGCACCGGUUUGACUUCCAAGGCACCUGCGAGUACCUGCUGAGUGCACCCUGCCAUGCGCCACCCACAGGGACUGAAUACUUCAAUGUCACUGUGAUUAAUGAGCACAGGGGCAGCCAGGCUGUCAGCUACACCCGCACUGUCACUCUGAGCAUCUAUGGCCUCAGCCUGACCCUUAGUGCCCGCUGGCCCAGGCAGCUGCAGGUGAACGGAGAGUUCGUUGCUCUGCCCUUCCAUCUGGACCAACGACUGAGCAUUUACCUAAGUGGAGCAGAUGUGGUGGUGAACACUGCCUUUGGGCUCUCCCUGGCUUUUGACGGGGACAGUUUCCUGCGCCUGCACGUACCUGCAGCCUAUGCAGGCGCCCUCUGUGGCCUGUGCGGGAACUACAACAAAAAUCCCAACGAUGACCUGACCGCAGUAGCAGGGAAACCCGAGGGCUGGAAGGUUGGAGGAACUCCAGGCUGUGACCAGUGCGUGACUGAGCCUUGCCCACAGCCCUGCACACCUGAGCAACAGGAACCCUUCCGUGGCCCUGACGCCUGUGGCAUAAUCUCGUCCCCCGAAGGCCCACUGGCACCCUGUCACAGCCUCGUGCCGCCCACACAGUACUUUGAGGCUUGCUUGCUGGAUGCCUGUCAGGUUCAGGGCCAUCCAGGAGGCCUCUGUCCUGCCAUCGCCACCUAUGUGGCAGCUUGUCAGGCUGCUGGGGCCCAACUUGGAGAGUGGAGGAAGCCAGACUUCUGUCCUCUCCAGUGUCCUGCCAACAGUCACUACCAGCUCUGUGGUGACUCCUGCCCUGUGAGUUGCCCAAGCCUCUUGCCCCCAGAGGGCUGUGAAACCACCUGCCGUGAGGGCUGUGUCUGUGAUUCUGGCUUUGUGCUCAGUGGUGACACCUGUGUGCCCGUGGGCCAGUGUGGCUGCCUCCACAAUGGACGCUACUACCUGCUAGGUGCCACAUUCUACCCAGGCCCUGAGUGUGAGCGGCUCUGUGCGUGUGGGCCAGGUGGCCAGGUCAGCUGCCAGGACGGUGCAGACUGCGAGCCCUAUGAGGAGUGCCGGAUAGAGAAUGGCAUCCAGGCCUGCCAUCCCUCUGGCUGUGGCCACUGCCUGGCUAAUGGGGGCAUCCAUUAUGUCACCCUUGAUGGACGGGUGUAUGAUCUUCAUGGCUCCUGCUCCUACAUCUUGGCACAAGUCUGUCACCCGAAACCUGGAGAGGAGGAGUUUUCCAUUGUGCUUGAGAAGAACUCAGCUGACGACCCCCAACGUGUGGUGGUUACAGUGGACGGCCACAAUGUGGUCCUGGCUAAAGGGCCACAGGUGACUGUGGAUGGUGAAACUGUGGUCCUGCCUGUGACGAAAGGCCAUGUGAGUGUGACUGCUGAAGGCCGAAACAUGGUUCUGCAGACAAGCAAGGGGCUGAAGCUUCUCUUUGAUGGUGAUGCCCACAUCCUCAUGUCCAUCCCUAGUCCCUUCCGUGGACGGAUCUGCGGCCUCUGUGGGAACUUCAAUGGGAACUGGAGUGAUGACUUUGUGCUGCCCGAUGGAACAGUAGCCCCCAGUGCAGAGGCCUUUGGAGCUGCGUGGCGAGCUCCCGGCUCCUCUUUGGGCUGUGGUGAAGGUUGUGGGCCCCAAGGCUGCCCUGUGUGCUUGGCAGAGGAGACAAAAUCAUAUGAGAAAAAUGAAGCCUGUGGGAAGAUCCAAGACCCCCAAGGUCCCUUCAAAGACUGCCACCAGGUUCUGAGUCCCUUGGAAUACUUCCGCCAAUGCGUGUAUGAUCUGUGUGCCCAUAAGGGCAACAAAACAUACCUCUGCCGUAGCCUGGCAGCCUACACUGCAGCCUGCCAGGUAGCUGGUGCACCCGUGAAGCCCUGGAGGACAGACAGCUUCUGCCCUCUCCGGUGUCCCGACCACAGCCACUACUCUGUGUGCAUGAGCUCCUGCCAGGGCUCCUGUGCUGCCCUCUCUGGCCUCACCCAAUGCACCACUCGCUGCUUUGAAGGAUGUGAGUGUGACAAUCACUACCUGCUCUCCCAGGGUGUGUGCAUUCCUGCCCACGACUGCGGCUGCACCUACAAUGGCCAAUAUAUGCCGGUGAACACCUCACUGAUGACUUCAGACUGCAGUGAGCGCUGUUGCUGCUCCUCAAGAACCGGCCUGACAUGCCAUGCAGCUGGCUGCCCAUCUGGCCACAUCUGUGAGCUCCAAGGAGGAGUCCGGAACUGCCAGCCUGCCCGUGGCCUCUGCUCCAUCUCUGUGGGGGCCAACCUCACCACCUUCGAUGGGGCUCACAAUGCCAUCAGCUCCCCUGGUGUCUAUGAGCUUUCUUCUCGAUGCCCGGGACUCCAGAAGACUGUGCCCUGGUACCGUGUGGUUGCUGAUGUCCAGCCUUGCCAUGGCAAUGACAAUGUUGUGGACAAGGUCCACAUCUUCUUCGAGGAUGGAAUUGUGACUGUGACCCAAAGCAAGGGCGUGUGGGUGAAUGGUCUCCGAGUGGAUCUCCCAGCUGAUGUGUUAACAUCUGUGUCUGUGAGGAGGAUGCCCGAUGGCGCCAUGCUCGUCCAUCAGAAGGCAGGGGUCCAGGUCCGGCUUGGAACCAGUGGGCAGCUGGAUGUGAUGGUCGGUGAUGACCAUGCAGCCCUGCUGUGUGGGGCCUGUGGAAACUUUGAUGGGGACCAGAAAAAUGAUGUGCUUGACUCCCAGGAGAAGUGGAAAGCACAGGACUUCUCCUCAUGUUCCAACUGAUCAGUCAUCACUGGCAAUGGACACUUCAAGACCUGCCUCUUCCAGAAGUUCCAGUGACUGAAGGAUGUCCUGUGUGUCCCCUCCCUGUCCCUCCCCUUUGCUGAGCCACUAAGGCCAAAUCUGGAAGCAUUGAGUAAAUAUCUAGACCCAAGUUGCA
Messenger RNA from Peromyscus californicus insignis, 14574 nucleotides. RefSeq names its product IgGFc-binding protein-like. NCBI's taxonomy places the organism in Eukaryota, Metazoa, Chordata, Mammalia, Rodentia, Cricetidae. The transcript is spliced from 26 exons. The coding region runs from base 5433 to 14417 and encodes 2994 amino acids. Gene Ontology annotation, molecular function: protein binding. The record is from RefSeq and is a predicted model, not a curated record.